AAGAAGCUGGCCAUCUCGACAGUCAAGUCCAAAAGCUUAGAGCUGACCCCCAUCGACAAGCUUACUAUUCCAGUACCCCGGCUGGCGCAUGGUCUUGACAGAGUGCUGUUCAACCCUGGCGUAUACUUCCUGCAAGACCCGAGAUCUCGAGUCUUCAACUUCGACCCCUACCUGGCAAACAUUAUGCCGAUCCAGGAAUUCGACUUCAACGCUCUCAAACAAUACAUUACGUCCUCGAAGGACACGACGUUGAUCUCCAAGGCCAAAGCGCACAACAAGAAAUAUACCGGGUCCACUUCUAGCAUGACUGCUAUGCUCAGCCACUUUCACUACCUGUUGUCUUCGUGGCGGCCCAUCAACAGUGCUAUGAUGUCCGCCGAGUUCAAGCCCGAAUCCAAGCGUUUCACGAGGAUCAUGCGAGCGCCGGCGGCGACUUUCCUGCAUUGGAAGGAUGGCUGCUAUGCCAUAGACGCUGACAAGGAGUACGACUCUGCCAACAUCUUGAGCAUGCUGGGAAAGUCGAUGGAGAAACUCUUGACGUUGCCUAAACACAAGUUCGAGCAGUACCGACAUGCCAACUCGGAUCAGAUUUCCGAGGAGGAACGCAACGCGGACGAAGCAUUCCAUUACACCGGUUUCCAAGACUUCAUGAUGCGGUCACAGCUGGAUGCAUACGACAAGCGAGUUCCCGGUACAGGAAUGUUCGAUUUGAAGACGCGGGCUGUCGUCUCGAUUCGUAUGGACGCCAGGAACUUUCACCAGGGGCUUGGUUACGAGAUCCGCCACCGCUUCGGUCAAUGGGAGUCCUAUGAGCGAGAAUAUUUUGACAUGAUACGAUCUGCUUUUCUAAAGUACUCUCUCCAGGUCCGUAUGGGUCGCAUGGACGGCAUCUAUGUGGCGUACCACAAUACGGAGAGGAUAUUCGGCUUCCAGUAUAUCCCAAUUCCAGAGAUGGACCUUGCCCUCCAUGGGACGAACAACACCACGUUGGGAGACCGGGAAUACAAGCUCAGUCUGACACUGUUGAACCAACUGCUCGAUCGCGCCUCGAAGCGGUGGCCUGAACAGUCUCUCAGAAUACACUUUGAGACACGAGAGUCAAUAGUUGCACCGUUCAUGUACGUGUUUGCCAGGCCUGUCGAGAAGGGCGACAUUGAGGCUGUUCAGAACGCCGGCAAAGCGCAGGUCGAAGAAUUCGAGAGGACCAUCCUUGGGCUCAAGAAGCCAGAGGACGCGGAAGGGGAUUCGAAAGAGGUUUCUGGUGAUUCUGUGGUGGCUGCCGAGUCGACAGCCAACGGCCAGGCCGGUGAGCAUGUCGAGCUGGCCGAACAGUCAACAGCCGAGGCGGAUGCGCAGCGGCUGGCUGUGUGGGACGAGGUGCAGCAGGUCGUUGAGGACGCGAUGAGCGACGAGGAGGUCGGUAUAAGCUCUGUCAGAGAGGCCAUUCAGAAUGCUCUCGAGGAGAGCUCACUCCUCGAAGUCGAAAGCAUGGCCGAGACGCGACAGUACAUUGAUGCUCUGCUUACGGCAAUCACGGGCGUUCCGCCACCAAGUUCGAGUGCUGAACUUACCGAGUCAGCAAAAGCUCACCACGAAGGAAGUGAUACUGCCACUAGUGCGGAGACGGCAGCCGAGUCAUUAAAACCUCGGGGCACGGCCACCAAGACUUCAUUGUCGCCUUUGAAGGACCUGAUAGCACUCAGCGCACAACGCCUCCACGACCGCCCAGGAGCUGAGGCCGAGAUUGAGGCAGCGGACGAGGAUUCGCAAAAGCUCAAAGUGUUUGAGGAGAUCUUGGGCCGGAUGAUUUCGCAGGCGAAGGCCGAGCAGAGUACCGCUGGCGAUACCAUCGGUGACCCGCAAAGCGCAAGCGACUCGACAAGCACAAUCGGCACUGGAAAUGACGGCUCAGCCGCUCCUGAAACGUCCACGGAUCCUCUUGAUCCAUGGGGAGCUGAAGAGGCAGAGCUUGAAAAGCUCGCGGCCGAAGAAGGCCUCGAAGUGGAUGAGGACGACGACUUUGAGCUCCUCGGCAUGGUCCUCACGAUCAAGAACAAGGUCAACGGCGAGUACGUCGAGCGGCCCGAGAACCUGACCAAGCACGACGAGUGGGACGUCGAGUACAACAUCGAGGAGCUGCCCGAGGCCCGGGCGCACACGCUCUACAAGCAAUGCCUGAUGCGGCGCAAGACGGUCUUCAUGGGCGCCCGCGACAAGGCCGCCUUUGAGAGCAUGUAUGCCGGCGCGCUGGCGCGGAGCACCAACAAGGGACGCGAGUUCCGCCAGAAGGAGACACAGCGGGCCAAGCGCCAGCCUGUGCACAUCUAUGGCAGCCGCCAGGCGCACCGCUACCGCGACGUCUUUGGA
Messenger RNA from Microdochium trichocladiopsis, 2367 nucleotides. RefSeq names its product mitochondrial protein Pet127-domain-containing protein. The annotation marks the transcript as partial. Gene Ontology annotation, biological process: mitochondrial RNA 5'-end processing. Gene Ontology annotation, cellular component: mitochondrion; mitochondrial envelope. The record is from RefSeq and is a predicted model, not a curated record. The transcript has 2 exons. NCBI's taxonomy places the organism in Eukaryota, Fungi, Ascomycota, Sordariomycetes, Xylariales, Microdochiaceae.